AUGUAUCCGCAAUUCCGCCGGAACGGCUUCGGCCACAGCAAUCGCAGAAAGUUGUCAGCUGCACUGAUGUUUGUCGAAGAAGGAGCGCGUCGAGUUCCAGUAUAUUCGAGAGACUUGCAGGAAUCCUCGGAGAAGCUUCUUGUACGACGAAACCGGAAAGAAUCGGCGAACAGGAUGAGCAGAGCGAAAAGCGAAGAAGCAGGCGAAAUCGGCAAGACCGGCUUGAAGGAGACAACCGAUUGA
This is a messenger RNA of Gongylonema pulchrum, 243 nucleotides long. The record is from the annotation of a GenBank genome assembly. NCBI's taxonomy places the organism in Eukaryota, Metazoa, Nematoda, Chromadorea, Rhabditida, Gongylonematidae.